GCGGUUGCCGUCACUAAGGCCGUCACAUAUACGCACAACACGCACUGCUUGCCGUAGGCGCGCUGAAACCUGGGUAGGAUACUGAAUUCGGCGGGAGGGAGAGCAGUGUAUCCAUCCUGAAGUUAAACAAAAUCUAGAUAUACUUAACACUAAUCAAGUGUGUGGUGUGUAUUUAGGCGUUCAGAUAAACCUAAAGAUUGGUUAAGUAAAAGGUUUAUGCCAGACCAUACUGUUAGUUGCCUUUACCGCUGUAGUGUUGCUUUUAGGCAUUCCCCGGGAAACUGGUUUGAACGUUUGUUUUUGGUUAGCCACUUACUAGCGCUUCAGCAACAAUGGCGAAGGUACAGGUGUUGAAUGUGGCUGUACUAGAUAACCCGAGUCCCUUUGGAAACCCUUUUCAGUUUGAAAUAACGUUUGAAUGUAUGGAGGACCUCCCCGAAGACCUAGAAUGGAAGAUCAUCUACGUUGGCUCAGCAGAGAGUGAAGAGUAUGACCAAGUCCUCGACUCUGUCUUGGUUGGCCCAGUACCUGCUGGGAGACAUAUGUUUGUGUUUCAGGCUGAUGCCCCAAACACUGGGUUGAUUCCUGAAAGUGAUGCUGUUGGUGUAACUGUGGUGCUGAUUACGUGCACAUACCGGGGCCAGGAGUUCAUUCGCAUUGGUUACUAUGUGAACAAUGAAUACACAGACCCUGAGCUUCGUGAAAAUCCACCCAUCAAGCCAGACUACACACAGCUCCAGAGAAAUAUUCUGGCAUCAAAUCCACGUGUUACCAGAUUCCAUAUAAACUGGGAAGGCUGUGCAGAGCGAAUGGAAGACUGUGAAAAUGUGGAUCCCACACCGAACUCCAUGCUCCCUCCAUCUUGUCUCCCAGGCAAGGUCCCGCCCUUGGGGUUACUACCAGAUAACUCUAUGGACUGCUUAUAGAGACAACCACUUCUCCAAAGGGGAACUCACAGCAUGAGACCUUAUUUUGAAUGCCUGUGGACAUUCAAGUGUGGAUGUACAGACAUCUUUGCCUUACAGCUGCCCUUAUUUAACUGAAGCUCGCCUAAAAUGAACACUCUUCCUUGCUUCAGAUGAGUGUUUGCUCCCAGGAAGAUUAUGAACCUCUCACCAGUAUAAUCGUCACUUAUAAAUGGGAAGUUCCUUGCCGUGACGUUGAAAGCAAUACAAGUAUUUUAACUGAUGGAAAGGAAUGUUAUAUAUGAAACGGUGCAGCUGAACUGAAGCAGAACAAAAAGCUGAUGUGUGAUUGAUCUUUAUUCCUUUUGUUGGUGCAGAACUGAUUUGUGGCCAUUUAAGAGGAUUUCAGCACUGAAGCAAUAGGCAAAUAAAUUGCAAUAUGUUUAUGUACAGGAAUUUGCUAAUCUACCGUACUAUUUGUGUUCAAAUUCCUUUUGCACUUAGAAUUUUUCCCACUUAGAUUUUGGAGUUUCGUAUGGGAUUUCUAUGGGAUAUAUCACAACUUCCUUUUUUGUUUCCAAGGUUGUGCUCCAAAUAAAAUCUGUGUAUAAACACC
Messenger RNA from Scatophagus argus, 1521 nucleotides. It is a transcript of the gene asf1ba, whose product is annotated as anti-silencing function 1Ba histone chaperone. Lineage: Eukaryota; Metazoa; Chordata; Actinopteri; Scatophagidae. The transcript has 4 exons. The record is from RefSeq and is a predicted model, not a curated record. Gene Ontology annotation, cellular component: nucleus. Gene Ontology annotation, molecular function: histone binding. Gene Ontology annotation, biological process: DNA replication-dependent chromatin assembly. Bases 333 to 926 code for a protein of 197 amino acids.